Molecule: messenger RNA, 2000 nt
Organism: Lotus japonicus
Lineage: Eukaryota; Viridiplantae; Streptophyta; Magnoliopsida; Fabales; Fabaceae
Product: equilibrative nucleotide transporter 3-like
Exons: 9
Coding region: 530-1819 (429 amino acids)
Biological process (GO): nucleoside transmembrane transport
Cellular component (GO): plasma membrane
Molecular function (GO): nucleoside transmembrane transporter activity
Source: RefSeq, a predicted model, not a curated record
UUCUUUACUAUUUUGUUUCUAUUUUCCAUCCUACAUCUUGUAUUUUCCCUUAUGAUUAUUGAUAUGAAAUAGAUAAAAUGAAGGUGCUUAGUUCAAUGAUAUUAGGGGUUUCCUAUCAUUGUCUUCAAUUAGCACUAGAUUUUUCCAUUAUUUUACCUUAGUGAUGUUUGGUUGUAGCACUUUCCAGCAGGAGAUAUCUCAUAAACUGAACCACUUUUGAGUUUCUCUUUUGUGUCAUUUAUUCGUAUACUUCAACAUUAUUUGUACUUGUGAUGUUGCUCUGGCUCCAUCACUUAAUGCAUGUUUGGAAACUCGAUCGAAAAUCACAUGUAAAGCAAAACCAUGUUGGACAGAAGCAAAAACUAACGGAAGUUGCUUCUGUCCACCAUGAGUGAAUGAGUUUCCAAACAUUCACUAAAUAUUUCUAGAAUUAAUUUUGACACCAAAAAGCUACGACUGUGCUUUUUCCCAUAAAUGAGUUUGAGUGUAGAUGAAUUUCUAAACAUGUACUUAAUUGUUUCUUAUUGUAAUGGUUUCUUUUGUGAGUGAGAAUGAGAUGGUCAUGUUUACUACAAAUGGCAGUGGAGCAACAAGAAAGCCUGAGGGAAAGUACAAAGCAAUGGUAGUUUGUUUCAUUCUUGGACUAGGAUCCCUUGUUUCAUGGAACAGCAUGCUGACUAUAGCAGAUUACUAUUACAAAUUGUUCCCCAAAUAUCAUCCUUCAAGGGUACUAACCCUGGUUUAUCAACCAUUUGCACUUGUAACAAUGUUAAUACUGGCAUAUUAUGAGUCAAGGAUCAAUACUAGAAUGCGGAAUUUGGCUGGAUUCACACUUUUCUUUGCUAGCACUUUCUUGGUUCUUGUUUUGGACCUAGCAACAUCAGGGAAAGGUGGAAUUGAACCUUAUAUUGGUAUAUGUGUGCUAGCUGCUUGUUUUGGAAUAGCAGAUGCUCAUGUGGAAGGUGGCAUGAUAGGAGACCUGUAUUUUAUGUGCCCUGAGUUUAUCCAGUCCUACCUUGCUGGUUUGGCAGCAUCAGGGGCUCUAACUUCUCUUCUGAGAAUUCUGACCAAGUUAGCUUUUGAGAAAUCUCAUAAUGGACUUCGCAAGGGAGCUAUACUAUUCUUUGCAAUCUCCACACUCAUCGAGUUUCUUUGUAUAAUCCUAUAUGCAAUAUACUUCACCAAAUUGCCUAUAGUGAAAUAUUACCGUUCAAAAGCAGCCUCAGAGGGAUCAAAAACAGUUUCAGCUGACCUAGCUGCUGCUGGCAUUCAAACACAGACUAAUGAAGGUGGAUAUGAUAACAAACAAGAAGAACGGUUGAGCAACAAACAGUUGUUUCUUGAGAACCUUGAUUAUGCAGCUGGAAUAUUUCUUAUAUAUGUAGCAACUCUGUCAAUCUUCCCUGGGUUCUUGUAUGAAAACACUGGGUCACAUCAGCUAGGCACAUGGUACCCAAUUGUUUUGAUUGCUAUGUAUAAUGUUGUGGAUUUCAUAGCAAGAUACAUUCCCCUUGUGCAAAGUCUGAAGUUGGAAUCCAGAAAGGGUCUACUAAUAGCAAUCCUGUCUCGAUUCUUGCUGAUUCCAGCAUUCUACUUUACAGCAAAAUAUGGUGACCAAGGAUGGAUGAUCCUCCUCACCUCCUUCUUGGGACUUACCAAUGGCUAUCUAACUGUAUGUGUUCUUACCGUGGCACCAAGAGGUUACAAGUCUCCUGAGCAGAAUGCUUUGGGCAAUUUGCUUGUGGCGUGUCUUUUAAGUGGCAUAUUUGUUGGGGUUUGUCUUGACUGGUUAUGGCUCAUAGGUAAAGGAUCAUUCUAAAAAUACAUUUGAAGUCACAUUGUUACUGAUAAAUCUUUGGCGUAUUCGCAUGCCCUGUAAUUUGAAUAUUCCUAAAUCAAUACACACCAUACUCUGAUACAUAUUCAUUUUACUAACUAUAUUUCAUGAGAAUGGUGCACAUUAACCUUAUGAAAGAUAUAUAUGAGAGGGUCUUCCUUCA